Bolinopsis microptera is the source of this 1314-nucleotide messenger RNA. RefSeq lists its product as uncharacterized. The transcript is spliced from 9 exons. Bases 5 to 1081 code for a protein of 358 amino acids. The record is from RefSeq and is a predicted model, not a curated record. Lineage: Eukaryota; Metazoa; Ctenophora; Tentaculata; Lobata; Bolinopsidae.
GAUAAUGUUACUUUUCACUUUUGCUGCCAUAUCGGCAGUUCUUCUGUCGCCCGCCUACGCUAAAAAACCUGUAGAUUUCCAAACUAUGCAGAUCAACUACGCCCCCGACCACGCCCUCGACAUAAAGGAGGGAGAAACCCAGAUUUUCAGGGCUCCACUCUGCAAAGGGGGACUGCUGAACGGCUGGUCCUUCAAAGCGAAGGUGUACAUGAUGAACGAACCUUGGGAUUCUGCAGAGAUAGGAGAUGCCAACUGGCUCCAUAUCCAAGUCUCUAAUGGGCCCAACUUUACAAAGAUCGUCCGAGAUAACGCACAGGAAGCUAAAAAAGCCGGUUUUGACCCGAAACCUGAUACUUCUCCGUUCACUUACAACAGUGCAACAUGGGGUUCGGACGACAUAUACAUACAGAUAACAGCAAGUCAUGGGACCCCGACCUUCCAAUACGGUUUGGAACUGGCAGCCAACGAGGCUCAGUUUAAUCUUAACAUCCCCGACGGCAUGGACAGUGCGGAGAUAGUCUCGGAGAGCGCUGCUACUAGAGGGUGUGGUAUUCAGACCCUGGAACAGGUUGCUAUCCCCCUCACCGCCCAACUUACCUCAGGAGACACCGGUCAGUACAAGAUCCCCUUCUGUUUCGAGGACACCUACGACCAGAGAUCCCUGUCCCUGACCACCCUGGUCCCUGAAACAGUACAGGAGGCUCCAGGUGGUGUUGCGUCCUUCCUCUGCACUGACACCAUGAUGAACAAUGAUAUAUGCUACAGAGCUGUGGUCACAAACCGUGGUACGAUGUUCUACGACUCCUCCGGUGCUAAAGUGAACGCAGUUAUUCCAACCAUCCCUAAAGCAGAGUACGGACCUGUCUACCUGCUUGUCCUUGCUCAGGGUAACUAUCACGACAAGGUUGAGUUCACCAUCACAACCAAGCUGAGAAAUCCAUCUGGAGACGAACUUAAACUUAGCGGCCACUCUGAGAAGGACUUACACAGUGUGUUGACCUACCUGAAGAGCAGCUACCAGAACAAACCUGCUCCUCUUGAUCACGCAUUUCAGCCUGAAGAAAUGAAAGAGGAGCUGUAAGAGAAGAUCAGAAGAAGGAGAAAAAGGAGCUGUUGAAGGAUCAGCUCAAACAGGAGCUGUAAAUCAUUUGUCAUUGAGUGUUACUGAGUGUUAUAUACAUUAGUUUAGCGCUUUUUGUUAAACUUAGAGAUGAUUACUGGGCGGCGCUCUGCCUGUCACUCCGCCAUCACUUGGAUCGUUUAUCAAGCUUAAGCCAAUAAGCCUGAGGUCCCUAGGUAAAUAGAUAUGGAUUC